Messenger RNA from Centruroides sculpturatus (bark scorpion), 1537 nucleotides. RefSeq names its product tubulin alpha-1C chain-like. Gene Ontology annotation, cellular component: cytoplasm; microtubule. Gene Ontology annotation, molecular function: GTP binding; structural constituent of cytoskeleton. The transcript is spliced from 6 exons. The coding region runs from base 137 to 1486 and encodes 449 amino acids. Gene Ontology annotation, biological process: mitotic cell cycle; microtubule cytoskeleton organization. NCBI's taxonomy places the organism in Eukaryota, Metazoa, Arthropoda, Arachnida, Scorpiones, Buthidae. The record is from RefSeq and is a predicted model, not a curated record.
UCAACAUCCGUGUACAGUUUAGACGAGUGAUUCGUGCAGUUGCAUUAAAGACUCAGCACGAACGACUCUUCACCAUUUACAGCCAAUUUUUUUUAUAAUUUAAUUUUACAACUUUCUCGCAACACAUUCUAAAAAAAUGCGUGAGUGUAUCAGUGUACACAUCGGCCAAGCUGGUGUACAGAUCGGUAAUGCCUGUUGGGAACUGUACUGUGUCGAACAUGGCAUUCAACCAGACGGACAAAUGCCAAGUGACAAGGCUAUGGGAGUUGCAGACGACUCUUUUAAUACAUUUUUCAGCGAAACUGGAGCGGGAAAACACGUGCCACGUGCAGUUUUCGUCGACUUAGAACCAACUGUAGUGGAUGAAGUCCGUAAUGGUAGCUAUCGACAACUUUACCAUCCUGAGCAGCUCAUCACAGGUAAAGAAGAUGCUGCUAAUAACUAUGCCAGAGGACAUUAUACCAUUGGGAAAGAGAUAGUCGAUCUUGUUUUGGAUCGUGUACGCAAACUUGCCGAUCAAUGCACUGGUUUACAAGGUUUCCUCAUCUUUCACAGUUUUGGAGGAGGAACCGGUUCCGGUUUCACCUCUCUUUUAAUGGAGAGACUUUCUGUCGAUUAUGGCAAGAAAUCAAAACUCGAAUUUUCUAUUUAUCCUGCACCACAGGUUUCCACAGCUGUAGUAGAGCCUUACAACUCCAUCCUCACCACUCAUACCACUCUAGAACAUUCCGACUGUGCUUUUAUGGUCGAUAAUGAAGCCAUUUAUGAUAUCUGCAGACGUAAUUUAGAUAUCGAACGUCCUAGUUACGCCAAUUUGAAUCGUUUGAUCAGCCAGAUCGUUUCCUCAAUCACAGCAUCUCUUCGCUUCGAUGGUGCACUCAAUGUCGAUUUGACUGAAUUCCAAACUAACUUGGUGCCUUAUCCCAGAAUUCAUUUCCCUCUGGUGACGUAUGCACCUGUCAUAUCCGCCGAGAAGGCCUAUCACGAACAAUUAACAGUGGCAGAAAUUACCAAUGCCUGCUUCGAACCAGCCAAUCAGAUGGUGAAAUGCGACCCACGUCACGGAAAAUACAUGGCUUGCUGCAUGUUGUACCGAGGCGAUGUCGUGCCUAAAGACGUCAACGCAGCCAUAGCCGCCAUCAAGACCAAGAGAACUAUCCAGUUUGUAGACUGGUGUCCAACCGGUUUUAAGGUUGGCAUUAACUAUCAACCUCCUACCGUUGUACCUGGUGGUGAUUUGGCCAAGGUACCACGUGCCGUUUGCAUGCUUUCCAAUACCACUGCUAUUGCUGAAGCAUGGGCACGAUUGGAUCAUAAAUUCGAUCUUAUGUAUGCCAAGAGAGCUUUCGUUCAUUGGUAUGUAGGAGAAGGUAUGGAAGAGGGUGAAUUCUCUGAAGCUCGUGAAGAUUUGGCAGCUCUUGAGAAGGAUUACGAAGAAGUUGGAAUGGACUCCAGCGAUGCUGGAGAUGAAGGAGAGGAAUAUUAAAAAUUCACUCUUAAGAAGUAUAAAAGUUGCAAUAAAAUGUUUUAAACUGCU